Exophiala spinifera is the source of this 4464-nucleotide messenger RNA. RefSeq lists its product as uncharacterized. The transcript is spliced from 2 exons. Bases 1 to 4464 code for a protein of 1487 amino acids. NCBI's taxonomy places the organism in Eukaryota, Fungi, Ascomycota, Eurotiomycetes, Chaetothyriales, Herpotrichiellaceae. The record is from RefSeq and is a predicted model, not a curated record. Gene Ontology annotation, biological process: ribosome biogenesis. Gene Ontology annotation, cellular component: nucleolus.
AUGUCCAAAACCAACUUCGAGUCCGCAAUCGCUGCGCUGGAGAGAACGGCAGGACCUCCAGAAUCACUCCUAGCUGCCGCUGCCAGUACUCUAGGCAUUGAUCUCGAAGCCUCUAUUGCUUCUUCCUCAGAAAAAUUACUACCCCGAGCCGCUUCAGAUAGUACAGAACGUACAGGGUUCAAAGAACAAUGGGUCCUGCGCUGGCUUCUGAAGAAGCUAGCGUCCCCAGGCACAGUAUCUAGUUUCUCAACCUGUCCACAAUUCUGGUCACUCUUGAUCAAUUUGACGAAUAGCAUUCCGACUUCGGUCUGCUUGGAGAUCUUAGUGGAAAGAAACUUUUAUCGAACACUCAGCGAACUCAUUCGCCAUGCCCUCUCAUCCGACAAUGUCUCACCAAUUCAUGAUACGAGUUCGGACGCAGGGGACGGUUCUUCGUCUCGACCGAGUAAGAAGCGCCGUUUAAGCCCUACCACAGACAUUACUCUCAAUAUCAAGAGUAAGAAUAAGAAUUCACUAUGGAUUCUUCUUCAAGCUGUGUGCCGCUGUGUCGAGCUACUUGUCUCGCCCUCCGCCCAGCAUGGCAAUAAGCCCUUGCAACUCUCUUCCUUAAUGCAAAUAAGCGUUGAUGAACAGGCGGCCCUUCUGGGGUCGACUCUCGAAGUGGCCCUCGCCAUUAUCAAGACUUCCCCAGAGAUGUCCGAAGCAACAUUGCUAUCACAUAUGAUCAAUGUUGCAUUGUCCGCAUGGAGUUGCGAUUCCAUGUCGUAUGGAGCACAUCGGGAUAACCUCGAUCACGCAUUUUCUUCACAUUGUCUUGCUCCCUGCUUGCACCUCCUCGAUGUCGAAGCUCGCUUCGGUCACUCGCCUUUGACAUCUUCGAAGCAAGCUCUCGAACGUCUAGUGGCAGUUCAUGUUGUGUUCUCAGCCCGUUCAACGUUCAAUGCAAAAGACGCCAGAAAUUGGAGGAACGCUCAGGAUGUGCUGGUAUAUGAGCAAUUCGAGGCCAUGCUCAAAAGCUUCAAGAGGCGAUUCUUUGCCGAAGAAGGCGCCCAACGGACCAACGAUAUCUUUAACCUGAGCUCUCUCAUUUUGGACAUAGCCGUCCGUGCAAUUCCCUCGACUGAUUUUCGGCGAUGGCAAGCAGAACAGCCUUGGGUUGAGGCGCUUUUCAUAUGCCUCGCUCACCUUACAUGGCCGCAUAUGCCGCGUAUCAGCUCAACUGGUGUGGUGCCGAAUCCGAUGUCGGGCAGUGCCGAUCAUGAAAGAUCCCUAGCGGCCUUGGAAGAACUGGUAGAUGUGGCUCGCAUACACAGACUUCGUAUAUCAUUGCCGGUAUUGAGGUAUUUCAUUGCGGCAAUUCUGGCCUUUGGCCAUGACACCACUCCUUGGGCGGUACUUCUGGACACCGUUCGACUCGAUGUAAAUGUUUUGAUUCCGGGGACAGGUCUCUCCAAGUCGGAAGAGAUCCUGAAUUCCCUUCUAGGCAAGGUCGUGGGAAGCGAGGUUAGUACGGGCAUAUAUCAAUCAUUACGCGAUGAUCUCAUCAUCCCGCUCCUUCGUGGCUUUGCUCGGUCGAGGGAUCUUGAUGGAUAUCUUGUCAUCUGGCAACAAGGCUUAACAGAUGCGAUGCGAGCACGCUAUACCUCGAAAUCACAGCCAGAUCACAUUCCUGCGGUGCUAGUAUGGGAUGAUGAAGAUUUAUUCGACGAGUUUGGCAAACUCAGCUUGGUACAUGCGCCGAAAAGCAUGCCCAAUCAUCUCCUCAAAGAACUUAACGAAUCUUUCGAGGAGAUAACGCAAAACAUUGGUUUGACAGCAGACACACUAGCAAAAGUCGCCAUAUUCUCUGCUAUGCUGGAAAACUCACAAGACCUCACUAUGGAAUGGAACCCGGAAAGCGACCAACUUUCCAUUCUGUACAAGCAUUUAAUGUCAGCUUUGUCUCGAAAGUCAGAUUACCUGGCUCAACGAUGGCGUUUGUGGAAACUUGUGCAGCUUUUGCUUUCCACAUCAGGAAAAGGAACCCUUGCUGAAAUGGGGAAACAACUACUAGACCCUGCAACUCAGUUCGUGUCGCUCGGCGAGAUCGCAACAUAUCAACUAAGGGAUUUGACACGUAAAAGAGCCUCCAAAUAUCUCGAAGCUCUGGAGUGCUUUUCGACCACUCUUGAACUGUCUGCGAGGUCUCCCACAUAUUCUCACCAUUUUGAGACUGAGAUGCAUCACUUCAGGUCCCUGGUUGAUGCGAGUGCUCAAUCCCAAUCUGGGGAUGGCUCGGACACAUGGUCGGGGCGAGCAUUCGACUGCGACAGUUCGAGAAAGUUGGUGUAUGCCUGCGCUGGUAAGUUACUGCAAAAAUCAGCCAUAAUUCGCGACUAUCCCCUUGUAUUCGGAAAGCUCAGUGAACUUUGCCUUGAUAUCCUGGCAAAGACAAAGAACCCUGAAGAACAUGACGCUAUUCAAGCAAACCUGAGAACGCUUAUCGGCAUCUUACUGCGAACUGAUGAAAUGCACACUGCAACCCAACUGCAUCAAUCCAUCCUGCAACGCGCGGUCGACGAGCCGAAUCCGAACAGUGGCAGUUUUGAAAUCCGUAAGAUGCUUCUUGAAGAUGUCUCCGAAGCAUUGAUGAGGAGAUCACAGCUGAAGAAACUAGGCUCUGUACUAAGGCAGCGGCUUCUUGCAAUCUCUGGACCAAUAGACAUUGAGGCAGUUUCACAAGACCUUGCGUUGAUGCUUCAGAUUGAUGAUUCAAUUUCGGAAUCGCUCUUUGAUUCGAGGGACUGGCGUGCUUGGAUCAAUCUUUCGCAAGAAACAUGCAGAGUUGGAACUGCAGAGCCCUCGAUGCCCUUGUUGGCUGCAAUGCAAAUGCUUGAUCGCAUCCUAAAGCUGAUAUGGACGCGUGCGAUCUCAACUUUUCAAACACCAGCGUUGUCUGAGAUGAUCGAUUGGACCAGAGAUACCGUCAAAUUGUCUGAAAACGAGAAGCACGCCACCACUCACCUGCUCGGCCUGCAGGCUCUUGUGGGUCAGAUCUGCUCGUCCAAGAGCCUCCUCGGCGAUAUCAUAGCCGAGAGCAAGGUACGAAAACUUCGAGAGCAAUUCUUCAGUGUCCUGGAACGUAGUCUUCAGCAGUCCCCCGCAAACAAUGUCAUUCUGAAAAAUACCAUCAUGAUCCAGCUUUUGAUCCGUGCUGUCAGUGUUAUGCGGGACGCUACAUCGGACGAAAGUACACGACAGGUAGUGUCUCUGCUUCGAGACAGAUCUGUUGUACGCUCGUCAUCUCAGAAACACCCACAAUCUGAGGGUUUGGAGAUCUACGCCGAGUGGGAGUACAUGAAGUUGUCACCUGAACAGCAUCCCAUAUGUACAGCAGAGGAAAUACUGGCACAGGUUCAAGAUCUGGCGUCCUUUGCAUCAAAGAUCAGCCGUGAUCACUGUGAAAGUGAGCAAUUGGCUCUUCUCUGCACCAGAGCACACGUCAUCGCAAGUCGAAUCAAACCUACCGGAAUGGGAGACGCCCUCCAAUUGCUGCGCAAAUCCUCGAGCCAGCUCACACUCGACACGCCCAGGUGUAUUCUCACAUCAGCCAUAAUCUCGCAUGCUAACAUCGAUCUGAUGUCAUGCACGCCCAGGCUAGCCGACGAGUUGACGUAUAUUGUGACUCUCAAUGCCUCCAAAUGUCAUGAUAUGACUGGACUCUUUCUCGCUUUGGAGAACUGUAAAAUCGUUCUCCAUGGAUAUCCAUUGUUGAUCAACCAAUCUGCACUGGACAAGUUGCUGGCUUCAAUAUGCAUGCUGGGAGCGUACUCCCUUGUUCCAUUUCCUGGCACAGCUGACAGUGCACGUGAUAACCAGCCUGGGCCGGUCGAUCUCUUUGACCAAUGCUGUGCCAUCAUUGGGAUUGUUUUGAGCAGAUACAGGCGACGAAUAUCUGAUCGUUACCACCUGCUGCUGCCGGUUUUGCAGAUGCUUUUACGUUGUCUUUUUUGGCCUGGAACGGAGACGGUUCGGAAUCGACAGCACCACGGCCCAGCCCAAAACUUGAACGCGUUCAAGGAGACUUUACCUGUGUGGUUGCACGGAUCUGCAGACUCUCUACCACCAUCUUCCGCCGAGAAACUAUCUCGCCUUUUCUCCACCAUCUGCAACCCCUCAGUAUCUGCGGCAAGGUCUGCAAAGAAAGGAGGCCACAACGAAUUGAACGACGAGACCAUGAGGGCCAAACACCUUGCAGGUCAGCACAUGCAGUAUGUAGUCGUCGGAUACACCCGCUGCGCUCUGGAUGGACAAAUCAUGCCCACGGUCAAGGAACGAUUGAUGCCAGGCAUGUACGCUGUUCUUGAUUCAAUGGACAGAGAGCUUUUAAGAGCCAUGAAUGCUGGCAUGGACCCCAGUAGUCGUGCGAUAUUCAAGAAUCUCUACGACGACUGGACUAGAUUCGGCAAAUGGGACAAGACUUAG